This is a messenger RNA of Ixodes scapularis (black-legged tick), 819 nucleotides long. RefSeq lists its product as uncharacterized. The transcript is spliced from 2 exons. The record is from RefSeq and is a predicted model, not a curated record. Lineage: Eukaryota; Metazoa; Arthropoda; Arachnida; Ixodida; Ixodidae. The coding region runs from base 1 to 819 and encodes 272 amino acids.
AUGCCUAUCUUUGACGCUUCGUCGAGUGGUCUCUUUUCGCACUUAAGGAGCUUUCUAGAUGACCUUGGUUUAGAUCUAGCUGACUGUGUUGCUGACGGGACGGAUGGAGCGAGUGUGAUGUGCGGAAAGCAUAACAGUCUUUUUACUGAGAUGCAGGAAGUCAACCCUCGCCUCGUCCUUGCAAAAUGUUUGUGUCACUCUCUGGAUCUUGCAUGCAAUGAGGUGGUAGAUGUGCUGCCGACACAUAUGGAUUAUCUCGUUCGAGAGGCGUUUAAUUGGUUCUCGCACUCCCCAAAGCGGCAACAGGUGUACAGGGCCAUCUAUGCGGCUAUCAAUUCUGGGGACGCCCCCAGGAAGCUUGUAGGACUGUCAGCCACGCGUUGGUUUUGGAUUGCUGAUGCAUUAAAGUUAAUUGUUGAUCAGUGGCUGGAAUUGAAAACACAUUUCGAAUUAGCCAAGUGUCAAGAAAGAUGCUAUUCUGCGAAAGUACUUAGUGAGAUUUACCGCGAUGAGCAAAACUUGCUGCUUGCAAGGUUCCUAAGCCCCAUUGUCAAUGAGUUCAAUCACUUAAACAAGAAAUUUCAGUGUGAGAAUACAGAUUCUACAAUGAUGCACAAGGAUUUGUUGUCGUUUGUGAUAUCGCUUAAGAACAGAGUGAUCAUGCCCACUCACGCAUCACCAGAGUGCACGGACUGGGAAAAGUACGUGCUUCACGUGCGGGAAUGUAGAAUGGGAAGUGUUUAUCUUAACGCCCUUGAAAAGUUCUCGCUUUGUGAGAAGGACAAAGUCGAGCUGCUCGAAAUAUGCCUGCGGCUGUAA